This is a messenger RNA of Aspergillus heteromorphus CBS 117.55, 1545 nucleotides long. RefSeq names its product aminoglycoside phosphotransferase family protein. Gene Ontology annotation, cellular component: mitochondrion. The transcript has 3 exons. The record is from RefSeq and is a predicted model, not a curated record. Lineage: Eukaryota; Fungi; Ascomycota; Eurotiomycetes; Eurotiales; Aspergillaceae. The coding region runs from base 1 to 1545 and encodes 514 amino acids.
AUGCCAUCCGACCAGAUAUCUCCUGUUUUUCGAUAUGCGCAAUUUGAUAUCAGAGCUCUUUGUCGGAUCUCCAGCAGUCUUCGACAGGACACCCCGUGUACCUGUGACAUCGACCAGUACCCUGCGAGCGGAAGUUUCAACUGGGCUAUCUUCAUCACUUUUGAGGAUGGAGUAGAGUGGAUUCUCCGAUCUCCACAUAUGGGGCAUGGGGAGAUGGCGAUAGAAAUCGGUUCCAAACUGUUGGCAAGCGAAGCAGCCACUCUGAAGUACUUGAACCUGAACAGUGAUAUCCCGGUCCCGGUGGUGCACUCUUAUAGUACUACGGGCCAUAAUGACAUUGGCAUUCCAUUCAUCCUGAUGAGCAAAGCCCCCGGUUGGCCGCUCGAAAGAGCAUGGAAGUCUCUUGGGUCUGAGAAGCCACACAUGGCUGACGAUCUCAAAGUCAAGGUUCUUUACCAGCUUGGACAGAUUACAUACAAACUUUCUCGAUUACGAUUUGACUGUAUAGGCUCUCUCUUGGAGGAGAACGGGAUCUUCGAAGUGGGGGAAUGUCUAUCCCGCGGCCACGUGCUGAAUGACCGGUACUCUCUAGAGGAUGUGCCUCGAGGGCCAUUUCAUUCAAAUGCCGAGUUCUUUGACAGCCUUGUAACCUCCUUGAUUCAACAUGCGGAAGUUCUACCGUUGUCUCACCACUGCUUUGUCGCCCCGGUCCCCAGUCCUAAAGAUUUUCAGUCGAAUGAUCAGUAUAGGAGAGCCUGUGACUUAUGGAACGAUUUUGUUGCCAUUGGAAAGAAAAUCGAUUCUUCCGAUAACAGACUAGACUAUACCGUCGCUGCGAAUAUCCUCCAAGAGCUGAUUACCCAAUGGGAUUCGAAACUACCAAAACCUGAUGUACAGUCCUUUCCGCUUUCUCAUUCUGAUUUGAGUGUCAAUAAUAUCUAUGUCGACGACGACUACAAUAUCACACGCAUCAUUGACUGGGCCUUCUCUUCGACUGUCCCGGAAGCUAUGAUGCUAGCCCCUCCCGGGUUGCCGCAGUCACGUAAUGAACUAGACGAAGAUCUUGUUGUCUCCUUCAAAAACGGAUUUAAAAGCUCGGCCGAAACAGCUCUUGAUCUUCUGCAGCAGAGCAAAGUCUCGUGGCCCUUGAGUCGGCUUCUGAAUUUCGACUCUAUUGAUGAUUACAGUUUAUUUGCCGCUGUCUGGGAUAACGCCUACGGCUGCGAGAGGGACAUGAAGGCCUUUUUCGCCGAACAAAGAUCCCUGCCCAGCUACACCAAGCUCUACAGCGAAGUUCAAUUGGACGAUGAGCCUUAUCAGAGAACGCAAAAGUCGGAGCAGGCCUAUUUUCGGAAUAACAUACUGAGAAGCUCUGUUGCUAGGAAAUUAACUUUAGUAUCACAAUGGAAAUCUCAAUACAUGUCGUCCACUCAAAACAGUCUUCGAAAAGGAGGAGAGUUGUUUGUCACCAACUCAAGGCUAUGGAAGUGGAUCCUGGAAUUCCAACAAGAAUGGGAGGACAUGGUUACCCCAACAGUCAACUGA